This is a messenger RNA of Penicillium maclennaniae, 240 nucleotides long. RefSeq lists its product as uncharacterized. The record is from RefSeq and is a predicted model, not a curated record. The transcript has 2 exons. The coding region runs from base 1 to 240 and encodes 79 amino acids. NCBI's taxonomy places the organism in Eukaryota, Fungi, Ascomycota, Eurotiomycetes, Eurotiales, Aspergillaceae.
AUGCCUCUUGCCCACGGAUCCCAAGCUGGCUCGUCCCUCUCGGCCGCUGGUGUUUCAGCUCAGAGCUUCGACCACCUCUACCACCGUUACUUCACCGAUGUCGCGAAUAUUCCGCCUGUGCACCGAUGGCGUGCCGGAAACACGGACCUUGUUGGGUCCGGUGCGGCAAUUACGUGUGAUUUGUGGUGGGUGUGCCAUAUGUGCGAGAUCACGACAAGUGUGGCUCGUGUGGCUCGGUGA